Messenger RNA from Pelmatolapia mariae (spotted tilapia), 6033 nucleotides. RefSeq names its product MICAL-like 1a (gene micall1a). Gene Ontology annotation, molecular function: protein binding. The transcript is spliced from 16 exons. The record is from RefSeq and is a predicted model, not a curated record. The coding region runs from base 2254 to 4752 and encodes 832 amino acids. Lineage: Eukaryota; Metazoa; Chordata; Actinopteri; Cichliformes; Cichlidae.
UUGUGGCAACUAUAAGUUAUUAAAAACAAAACCCAGGAAAACUUGCUAGACAUGUGAUGCGAGUAUGACUGUAUUAAACCACAGAAGCACUCUGUCUUCAAUUAAAUUUUAUUGAGUUUAUUCUUUGGGAAAAUUGGCUUAAAAAAUAAGAAAAGUCUUCACUGGUGUCUGACAAACACAAAAUCAGUCAGGAUGGUAACCUACCAACACUGGUGGCAUGCUGUAUAACCACUGAAGGUGCUACAAAAAAAAGCAGAAGCCCCACAGAUGAGCGAUUAGCAAGCGUUUUUACAAAAGAAGCAAAUCAUAGAGAUGAUAAACCCUUUGCCCAGUUUGACAUUUCUGACCAUAAAGCCCGUCUUUCAAGGGCAACUGCCAGUCCCCGGCGGUCAUCAGUGCCCUACCCGCAGACAGGGGUGAUAAAAAGGACUUUCAUGCUUCAAGAGACCUGCGAGCAUCAGAAAUCUGAGAGCUAACUGUCACAGGUUACUGGAAAUGGUCAUAAGCCAUAAGAGUUCCUGAGUGAUCCAGAGAAAAAGGCAGGUUCUUCCAAAGGUUCACCUAUGAAUUUGAAUUUGAAUUCCUGAGGUAGGGGCAAACGCACACCAAUGUACAGGAAAAGAGUGAACUUGAUUUAUAACAUCUGGGGGAGAAAAUGAACUAUGGAUGCUUCGUUGUUCUGAACAGAUUGUUAUGAAGGGUUAGAAUUUUCCCACAGACUGCAGUAAAAUGUACCGUUAACCAUGUGUCAUCCCAGUGUCCUUUGAAGAAAAGAGGCAAAAUGUGGUCUGAUAAAUGAUUUUGGACAGUAAGCAUGUGGCUCGUGCUGUUCAUCUCUCAGGUGAGCAAACUGGACUGAAUGGAAGCAGAGCAAACUUUCACUUAAACAGUGAAGUGGACUUUAUCUGCAUAAACAGCACAGCGGUAAUGCUGAAAGUACAGGAAUUAGACAAAUCCUAAACUCUGCAAACUGGGAGCUUUCAAGCUUUGCCUCUUUAAUUUGUGUCCCAGCAUGCCUCGCUGUUCAGCUUUCUUUCUAGCUGCAGCGGCCCUGCCGAACUCCCUCUGAUCCAGACAGACAGCCCGUCAGACUAAUCUGCGGCUGAGACCUCCGCCUGUCGAACUGGAUUUAGCUCUAAUGCACGUGCAGGUCAUUUGUAGUAGAAGUGUUGCCCUUUACUCUGCAGCCACUGAAGCUUCAUUGAAAAAUGGCACACUGAUGCAGAUGAGACUUGGAUGGCCUUAUCGUCCUUUGGAUGAGGACUCCUGUCAGUCAGACCAGUGGAGAUGGAGUAGAUGUGGAGCCCCAGAAGUCAUUCAUGGCAAAGUUAAUGGAAGUGCACAUAAAGUCUUUUUAAAACUUGUAUUUAAAUAAAAUUGUGUUACUAUAUUGCUGCUUUGUUUUAUAUUUUUAAAAUCUCUGUAACCCACUUGCUGUCUCACCAGCUCCUUGAUUAGUGCUUAAUUAUUCACUGUCAUAACAUCAGCCGAUCUUAUUCUGCAAAGCUUUUCCAACUGACUAAACCAGAUUUAGCGGAUGUACUGGUUCAAGCCAGGUUUUGAUCAUGUGGAUUGUCAUUACCGCCUAACACACACAGGCGCACACACACACACAGGCAUGCACGGACACACACUUUUUCUCUGUCGCUCUCUCACCUAAAAUAAACCUUGGAGUGAGACUCUGAGUCACUGUGGAUUAGAUGUGCAUGCUGAUCACACACAGCAUUUCAACGUCCCAGUCAUUGUUUUUUCUUUUUUUUCCUGUGAGGCAUGAAAAUGUAAAAUCUUUGUUAUUUUUGAGUUACUGCACUUUUUAUUUUGGCAAUGUCUGUUAUGCUGACACGGUGGACUCAGGCUGACACAGUCCUGAUAUUAAAGUUGCUGCUCAGUGCGUUUCUGGCCAUGGGAAUUAGAUUAGAGAGAACAGAGGUCACUUUGUGUGGCUCCAACACGGAGCUCAUUCACAGGAUUUUGCCUUCUUGAAAGUUCCACAUGGUUUCCACAAGCACUCAUUAGGUUCAUGGUGGGUUUUCCUUUUUUUCCCCCUGCCAUACUGUUGUCCAAGACCACUGCACACAUUUACUUAUGCACAUUCAUCCCACAGCUCCUCAGACAUUUUUUCCAGUUUUACUGCAGGAUGUUUACUGAGAUUUUGGCUCACUGACUAAGGAGAAUGUCUACGAGAACAACCGCCUGGCGUUUGAAGUGGCCGAGACUGAACUGGGGAUUCCAGCCCUGUUGGACCCAGAAGACAUGGUGUCUAUGAAAGUGCCUGACCGGCUUAGCAUCAUCACAUACGUGUCGCAGUAUUACAACUUCUUCAACAACAAGUCUCAGGCAAACCCUCCUUGUAUGAAGAGGCUCAGUACUGCUGGUCUCAAUGAGCCAGCCCAGAAAAGGCCUCCAACUCCUCUGGAAGAUAAGACUGAGUCCGUGCAGACAGGCAUCGAAGCGGUUGCGGCAGUCAAGCGGAGCACUCUCAGCAGCACCUGCGCCGCCUGCCAGAAACACGUCCACCUGGUGCAGAGGUUUUUGGUGGACGGCAAGCUCUACCAUCGCAACUGUUUCAAGUGCACUGAGUGUCACAGCACACUGCUUCCUGGAUCUUACAAAUUAGGAAGCGACUCUGGGGCACUUGUCUGUGCACAUCACCUUAAUAGGAAUGCUUUAUCCAACCAGAAUGGCCAGCCCAAUCUUAGUAAGAGACCAGCGUCGGGACAGUCUGCUAGGACCGGUCGCAGCACAGUUCCUCACACGGCGCCCUCUGAUGGCAGCCAGGCAAAGACUCCAGUACAGGAAACGAACGAUACUGACGUUCCGGCCAAUGACUCGGUCACGGUCGCUCCUGUUACAAUAAGCAAAGACGGUUUAGAAAAAACAAAUGAAGACGGUACCAGUGAAGCAGAGGAGAAACCAUGCUCUGCCACACCUCCCAACCCUUUCGAUGAGAGUGACAAUGAAGAGGAGGAGGGAGAGAAAGAAGAAGAAGAAACUCAAACAUCAGCCAAACACACAGCGAAUGGAGACCUCCCUUCUACACCUCAUGUUGAAGUUACCGGUCGGCCGGUGCCUGCGCCCCGCCGGGUUUCUGAUCCCACCCCUCCACCUCGCCCUGUGCCACGGGCUCGACUCUCCCGCACAGCAGACAGUCCUGCAGUCGGUGAAACUCAGAAGCUUCCACUUCCUCCCAAACCCCGAGGAAGGUCACAGUCUCCUGCAAGUGGCACCCAUAAACCCAAAGACCCACCUUGGCUCGCGCUGGUUCAGUCAGAACCCAAGAAGAAGAAAGCACCAGCCCCUCCCCCUGCUGGACUGGCAACACCUCCAAACACAGGCUCUUUGUCCUCUCUCAAAGGGGAGGGCUCCAGACCCAGCACGCCCCCCCAGCCCUCCAACCCGUUCGAGGAUGAUGACGACGAAAAUAACGAGGGAAAUGGGGAAGAAGGGAGUGAGGGAGGAGCACCUCCACCUACGGUGGUGUCUAGUCACCCAUGGUACAGCAUCACUCAGGCAGCAGACACAGUGGGUGCAGACACUCCCACUAAUAAACGAAGCUCAUCCCGCUCUGUCAGUCCUGCAAGCACCAAGAGCAAGAAACGGCCUGCACCUCGUGCUCCUCGGCCACCCACCGGUAACCAAGUUCUCUCUCAUUCUCAGUCCUCCUCUUGCUCCCCCUCUCCAGCUCUCAGUACAGAGAGUUUGUCUUCAGGCUCAGACUACAGCUCCUCUCAGCUCCCUUUGGCUGGCAGUGGCAGCAGCGACCAGGAACACAACUUCACCAAAAGCAUUUCCGAGCCUUCCAUCUGCUCACCGAACGACUCCAAGCCUUCCCCUUCUUCCUCCUCGACUGAGCAUCUCCGUCAGCCUUCUCCAAGCCCCGCCCCUUCUCCAGUACCAGCAAAUGCCAGCUCAGCUCCAGCCACUCCACAGACCAGUCGCAACCCAGUGACCAAGGCUCCUCGACCUCCACCACCACGACCCAGCAACCCCAGCCCACUGGCCUCAGAGGCCACCCAGUCACAAAACAAGCGGAUAUGUAAAGAGAACCCCUUCAACCGAAAAGCUUCGCCCUCUCCUGCUAAUUCUAAAACCAGACCACCAAAAGGCCCCCGUCCUGCUAGACCCCCGGCUCCCGGUCAUGGCUUCCCACUUAUUAAACGCAAGGUGCAGUCAGAUCAAUACAUCCCAGUUGAGGACAUCCAUGGGGAGAUGAGUCAGCUGGAGAAGCAGCUGGAUGAGCUGGAGCAGAGGGGAGUGGAGCUGGAGAAGAAGCUCAGAGACAAUCCAAACGAUGAAGAUGAGGAGCACUUGUUGGUGGACUGGUUCACCCUAAUUCAUGAUAAACACCUUCUUGUCCGACGGGAAGCUGAGCUGGUCUACACGGCGAAGCAGCAGAACCUGGAGGAGAGGCAGGCUGAUGUGGAGUACGAGUUGAGGUGUCUUCUCAACAAACCAGAGAAAGACUGGACCGAGGAUGACAAGAGUCGGGAGCAGGAGCUGAUGGCUGAGCUGGUUACCAUCAUUGAACAGCGCAACCAAAUAGUCAACAGCAUGGACGAGGACAGGCAGAGGGAAGAAGAGGAGGACAAACUUAUGGAAGAGAUGCUGAAGAAAAAAGACUUUCAGAAGGAUCCAGACAGCGAUCACCAGAAGAAAAAAGGGGCAAAGUUUAAACCCAUCAAGGUGCUCAAGCGUCUGAGCCAUAAAGGAGAACCGGGAAAGAGUCCCAGCCCGCGUAAGGAGAAGAGCUGAACAGCAGAGGACACGUCUAGUUCAAGAGGAUAUUUAAAGGACUCCUAUUUUAAGAAGACUAAAGAAUUUUGAAAGAAGAUUAUGACAUCUCCUCAAACAGUUUUUAGGCACUUCACAAGUCACCCAGACUCAUUCAGUGACUAUUUUCAGUUGCCUUUUAGUGUCUGACAGCAAGUGCUUUAAAAAGUUUAGGCUCUGAAUAUUCAAACUAGUGACAUGUUGGGUGGGUUUCUGUAUUACUGCACUGAUUACUUUUUGCUUUAACAUCCCUGCAUUGCACAGUGACUCUGCUCUAUAGGCCUUCAGCAAAGAUGUGAUUUGUCAGCUUACGUUGAUCCCUGAUAUCCUUGAGUUUAAUGUUUUUAGUUUUACUUACACCCUCUUGAGUAGUGGUCUCCUUUGCUCCUUCAAAGGUGCACGUAUGGAUAUUUGAAGUUUUAUGUCAUGUUUGGGUUGAGCCCGUGGUACUAGUAGCAAUAAGUUUGUCUUUUUUGUUGUUGUUUUUUUCCAGAUGAAACUUGCUUGAAACUGCAGCAUCUACUCUUGAAAAGCUCAAAGACUUCUAGCUGCUAUAUAUACAUAUAUAUUUUAUUUGUGUAUGUGUGUGUGUAUUUUAGUUUCUUCAGUAGUAGUUUUACAAUUGUGUUGGUGCUUGUCAUCAAAGCAUUACACAAACAUAGAUAUAGUAUUUAUAAGUGGGUUAGACUGGAGGAGAAAAUUAGCCGAGUAACGAACUGCAGAAAAAAACCAAACUGCCGGUUAGUUUUAAACGGGACUUAUUCAUUUUCCAAGGAAAACCAGGAUAGGUGUCCUUUUACUAUGGAAGGUAACAGAUGCAAUAUUGAAUUUCAGAAAAAGAAAAUGUACAGUAUUUUAUCAACUGUAGCAAAAGCCCAGUUUUUAACGGUUUUAACUAUCGAAGGAUGGACCUGAGGUAUGCAAUCAUUAAUUUAUAUUUUACUAUGCCUUUUUGUGCGUGUGUGUUUUGCCUUAAAGUAGUUUAUAUCGAGUGCCAUUUAUUUUAUUGCAUACAUCGUUAGUUCGAGCUAAUGUAAACGUGUUUACUCAUUCUGUUCGUGUUUUCGUCUCUUAGAUUAUGUAUUUGUCUUGUGUGGCUGUGUCUGUUGUCUGUUUCUGCUCUGUGCCUAACUUCCUGUCCAGCUGAAACAAAGGGCUUCUGUGCCACCACAUUUUUGUCAUCUUGUACAUUGUCCUAAAACAGCAGCAGGAUUGUGUGAAAUACUGACACUGGGAGGCAGAGGAAUAAAAGAAAUUCACACA